AUGGAGCAUUUUCUUAUUGAUCAUGUUUCAAACGAUUAUUCUUUAACAAGAACUGACCAAACGGAACUUCACUACAACUAUAAUCAAAAACAACUAUCUAUCGAAUCAAAUCACCACAGUCAGAACGAACGAACAACGAUAACGGAGACUCUACGAGGUAUAAAGCGCAAGAGCAGUACGGGCAGUGACGAUAUGCAACAGCAACAUCAUUCGUCAUUCCACCAACAACAGCAUCAGCCACAACAUCAUCUUCACCACCACCAUCCUCAUCAUCAUGCUCAACAACAAUCGUCACAUCAUCGCCAAUAUGAAACAUUAUCAAUGCAACAACAUCAGCAGACAACAACAAACGUUGUUACCUUGCAUCCAUCAACGACUAUCCUUCUAAGCGGACCAUUAGCUAGCUCCAAUUCACCCCAACAACAAACACAAUCGAAUUUAGCAAAUUAUUAUGCUGCACAACAACAACAACAACAACAACAACAGCAGCAGCAUUAUGUGAUUAAUUAUCAUCAUACAAAUGGAAAUAAUCAGUAUAGUACAACAACGUCACCUUCAACACCUACACAACAACAUUAUCAGACGAAUACCGAUAAAACAUCUACUGCAAAAGAUCGACAUAAACGUGUUCGAUGUAAACAAUGUGAACCCUGUUGUCGUGAUGAUUGUUCUGAAUGUGUACAUUGUAAAGAUAUGCCCAAAUUUGGUGGUGUUGGAAAAAUGAAACAAUGUUGUUUAACUAAACAGUGCAUUGCCCCGAUCUUACCAUCGACUGCAUCAUGUCAAGUAUGUUCAAAGAAGAAAGGCUCGAGAAAAUUGUCACAAUUGAAACCGGAAGAAAUUCUUUACGAAUGUGAACGCUGUAUGGAAAUACAUCAUUUGCCGUGUUUUCAUACUGCUCAUCCCGAUGCGUCUACUAGCGAAGGUGUGUUCAGUGACGAUAUACCUGAGACGUGGCUAUGUCCAAAAUGUAUCACAGCGAAUACACCUGAACCACCUUUGUAUAAAUUACGACCUAUAGUUCGACGUACAUUAGUAACAACGAAUAAAGGCAAAAAUGGACUGAUCGAAUUACCUUAUCUAGAUCCUUCCCAACAACAGCCACCAUCACAACAACAAAUGAAUAUUAAUCAUCAUCUUUUACAGCAACAACAACAUCAUUCAUUAGCUCAACCAUUACCAUUACCGCACAGUGAACUGCAUCAUUUACACCACGGACAUUUAGAUUUACAUCAUAUCUAUACAACCGGCGGUAGUAAUUCCAACCCGAAUGUCAAUCUUGGAGGGCUGAUACCAAAUCACAAUGAUCUGCACUGCGAUUUGUACUCUGAGCAAUACGAAACAAUGGAGAAUGAAGCCAAAAAGCGUCGUCUUUAUGCAACAAUGUAUGCACCAAAUGGUAAUAAUGACUCAUCUGGAACGUCAACAGAUCCAUCAUCAUCGCUGAAUGGUGGCAGUGGCAACAAUGGACUUGUUGGUCUUGAUGAUCUAUCGACAUCUUUGAAUGAUUCGGAUUUAUAUGUUCCUCAAAUGUUUGCUGUUUGA
This is a messenger RNA of Adineta ricciae, 1545 nucleotides long. The record is from the annotation of a GenBank genome assembly. Lineage: Eukaryota; Metazoa; Rotifera; Eurotatoria; Adinetida; Adinetidae.